Messenger RNA from Ochotona princeps (American pika), 1529 nucleotides. It is a transcript of the gene UCP3, whose product is annotated as uncoupling protein 3. Gene Ontology annotation, molecular function: oxidative phosphorylation uncoupler activity. The record is from RefSeq and is a predicted model, not a curated record. Gene Ontology annotation, biological process: mitochondrial transmembrane transport; mitochondrial transport; adaptive thermogenesis. Gene Ontology annotation, cellular component: mitochondrial membrane. NCBI's taxonomy places the organism in Eukaryota, Metazoa, Chordata, Mammalia, Lagomorpha, Ochotonidae. The coding region runs from base 309 to 1244 and encodes 311 amino acids. The transcript has 6 exons.
CCAGCAACCCCUGCCUGUCCCCUGGUACGAAGGAGAGAGGCGGGGGUAGGGGCAGGAUGGCAAGAUAUGGGAGUUGAGAGAGUGACCAAGUCCACACAGUCUGUAGUGUGGCCACAGCCCAACCCUGACAAGAGGGUACAAAGGGGUGGUAUGGGAAACCACGCUUGACCCUGCCUGCUCCAUGAGCCUCCCUGCCAGGCCCCCUCCCUCCACAGCAUCUCCCUGCACACAAGCCUGGGACCACCAAGCAGCCUGUCUCUGUGGAUCUCACCCGGCCCUGGGGCACUAGGGCAGAGCCUUCAGGGACCAUGGUGGGCCUGAAGCCCUCUGAGGUGCCCCCCACCACAGCCGUGAAAUUCCUGGGUGCAGGCACUGCAGCCUGCUUCGCUGACCUCCUCACAUUCCCGCUGGACACAGCCAAGGUCCGCCUGCAGAUCCAGGGGGAGAACCCAGUAGCCCUGGCAGCACCGAGUAUGCAGUAUCGCGGCGUGCUGGGCACCAUCCUGACCAUGGUGUGCACCGAGGGCCCACGCAGCCCCUACAAUGGGCUGGUGGCCGGCCUGCAGCGCCAGAUGAGCUUCGCCUCAAUCCGCAUUGGCCUCUAUGACUCCGUGAAGCAGUUCUAUACCCCCAAGGGAGCUGACCACUCGAGUGUCACUAUCCGGAUUCUGGCAGGCUGCACCACAGGAGCCAUGGCAGUGACGUGUGCCCAGCCCACUGAUGUGGUAAAGGUCCGUUUCCAGGCCAGUGUGCACCUGGGGCCCCGCAGUGACAGGAAGUACAACGGGACUAUGGAUGCCUACAGAACCAUUGCCCGGGAGGAGGGGCUCAGAGGCCUGUGGAAAGGCACUUUGCCCAACAUCACGAGGAAUGCCAUUGUCAACUGCGCUGAGAUGGUAACCUACGACAUCAUCAAAGAGAAGCUGCUGGACUCGCACCUGCUCACAGACAACUUUCCCUGCCACUUCGUCUCCGCCUUUGGAGCCGGCUUCUGUGCCACGGUGGUGGCCUCGCCAGUGGACGUGGUGAAGACUCGAUACAUGAACUCCCCUCCGGGCCAGUACCUCAGCCCCCUGGACUGCAUGCUCAAGAUGGUGGCCCAGGAGGGCCCUACAGCCUUCUACAAGGGAUUUACACCUUCCUUUUUGCGUCUGGGAAGCUGGAAUGUGAUGAUGUUUGUCACCUAUGAGCAGCUGAAACGGGCCUUGAUGAAAGUCCAGAUGUUUCGGGAAUCUCCGUUUUGAACAAACCCCAGUAGCUCACGUGGGACUGAACUUGCGCAAAGCCAGUUAACAGCACAGAGCAUGGAUGCACACAGGUGCAGACACUGGCCCACACGUGUUUACAUGAACUGUUCACUUGUUGCUGAUUCAAGAGCUAGAAGCCGUGGCAAGCAUUCUUGUCUUCAGUGCUUGGUUUUAAGAGCACUUUCAUUUGGAUUGACAAGAUGGAGACUAAAUUAUAUUAAUUUUUGAAGACCAUUAAGUUGGAUGCCUAACAUUUAGGCAAGAGAAAAAUAAAUAAAUACA